Molecule: messenger RNA, 723 nt
Organism: Colius striatus (speckled mousebird)
Lineage: Eukaryota; Metazoa; Chordata; Aves; Coliiformes; Coliidae
Product: homeobox protein Hox-D4
Exons: 2
Coding region: 10-723 (237 amino acids)
Biological process (GO): regulation of transcription by RNA polymerase II; embryonic skeletal system morphogenesis; anterior/posterior pattern specification
Cellular component (GO): nucleus
Molecular function (GO): DNA-binding transcription factor activity, RNA polymerase II-specific; RNA polymerase II cis-regulatory region sequence-specific DNA binding
Source: RefSeq, a predicted model, not a curated record
CAGAAAUUAAUGGCCAUGAGUUCGUAUAUGGUGAACUCUAAGUACGUGGAUCCCAAAUUUCCUCCUUGCGAGGAAUAUUUGCAGAAUAGCUACCUAGGCGAGCAGGGGGGCGAGUACUACAGUGCCUCUCAGGGCUCUGAUUUCCAGCACCAGGGACUCUACCCACGGUCAAACUACAGCGAGCAGCCCUUUAGCUGUAGCAAUGCCCCGGGCUCUGCCGUGCAGCCGCGGGGUCACGGACAGGAGCAAUCCAGCCCGGCGAGCCACUUCCCCGGCCAAGCAGAGCAUUGUCCACCGCCUCCACUGUCCAACCCGCGAGCCUGCAGCCAGCAGCCGGCCCUCAAAGCCCCAAACGGGUCAGCAGUUAAGCAGCCAGCAGUAGUUUAUCCCUGGAUGAAGAAAGUCCAUGUUAACUCGGUGAAUCCAAAUUACAACGGAGGGGAACCUAAACGCUCCCGCACAGCUUACACCAGACAGCAAGUCCUAGAACUGGAAAAAGAAUUUCAUUUUAACAGGUACCUGACCAGGCGCCGCCGUAUCGAGAUAGCCCACACUUUGUGUCUCUCUGAGCGCCAGAUCAAGAUCUGGUUUCAGAACAGAAGAAUGAAGUGGAAAAAAGAUCACAAACUGCCCAACACGAAGGGCAGGUCUUCUUCCUCUGGUUCAAACCCCCAUUUACAGACUGGUUCCAAGGACCAUCAAACUGAUUUGACAACUUUGUAG